UGUGGAAAAAUUAAAAAAAAAAACUUGUCGCGGCGUCGCCAUCUUGUAACUAUAUUAUAUUAUUCCUUCGUGUUCAUCUUGCUAGUGUCUUUUCAAUUUUGUUUUAAAUAUCUGCAUUGUUCUACAUUUUUCCUGUUGUAUAAGAAAAUUAUUUUAACAUAAACUUUAAAAUGGUUGACCGUAUCGAUAUGGCUUUAGACGACAUAAUAAAAGCUAGUAAAAAGGGCAGAGGUGGAGGUGGUGCAGGGAGAAAAUUUGAUUCAAAUAGAAGACCUGGCCGUGGAAAUUUCCGUAAUGGUCGCCCUGGUGGUGUGCUACGGGGCAGGAAUCGCGGCAGCAUAACCAAACCAACGAAUUAUACUAGGGGUGAUGUAAACAGCACAUGGAAACAUGACAUGUUCAGUGACUUUGGUGACAAGAAGAUUCAAAGAAGUGGUCCUAUCACAACUGGUCCUACAAAGUUGUUAGUCUCUAAUUUGGACUUUGGGGUCUCAGAUUCUGAUAUUCAAGAACUUUUUUCGGAGUUUGGCAUUCUUAAAAGUGCUGCUGUUCAUUAUGAUAGAUCUGGUAGAUCUUUGGGAACUGCUGAUGUUGUUUUCGAAAGAAGAGCAGAUGCUUUAAAGGCUAUGAAACAAUACAAUGGAGUACCAUUAGAUGGACGGGCAAUGAACAUACAAUUGGCUACAUCAGAAAUUAGUGGCUUCCGAAAUGAAGAUAGAGGUCGAAUGGGUGGUGGAGGUGGCCCAAUGAGGCGAAAUUUAAAUAGAGGUGCUGGAGGGAAUAGACCAAGCCAAAGUGGUGGCAGUGGUGGUCGUGGAGGAGGAGGUGCACGUAGAGGGCGCGGUGGGGCCGGUCGUGGCAAACGUCCUGUUCCCACUGCUGAACAAUUGGACGCAGAGCUUGAUGCCUAUGUUAAAGAAAUUAAGUGAAGUGAAAGAUCUUUUUAGUGGAAGUGUAAGGACACUUGGAAAUGCAUCAGUAUAUUAUUAAAAGAACACUUGGUGCAAUUGACGAAUAAUUUGAUGUGUACCUUUGUAUACAUUAGGAAUAUUUCAUGUUUUUGACAUCAAAUUGCUGCCAAGACUUGUUAUAAAAUAUAAUUUGUAAUAAAUAGCAAUUUGAUAAAGA
Molecule: messenger RNA, 1128 nt
Organism: Galleria mellonella (greater wax moth)
Lineage: Eukaryota; Metazoa; Arthropoda; Insecta; Lepidoptera; Pyralidae
Gene: Ref1
Product: THO complex subunit 4-A
Exons: 4
Coding region: 171-929 (252 amino acids)
Biological process (GO): mRNA export from nucleus
Cellular component (GO): nucleus
Molecular function (GO): mRNA binding
Source: RefSeq, a predicted model, not a curated record